Molecule: messenger RNA, 1611 nt
Organism: Gigantopelta aegis
Lineage: Eukaryota; Metazoa; Mollusca; Gastropoda; Neomphalida; Peltospiridae
Exons: 8
Biological process (GO): homophilic cell-cell adhesion; heterophilic cell-cell adhesion
Cellular component (GO): adherens junction
Molecular function (GO): protein binding
Source: RefSeq, a predicted model, not a curated record
AUCCUCCUGGCACACCGAGUUUGUCUCCAGGUUCAUCACAUCCAUGGCUUGAAGACAGAUCAGCGUCACUGAUUUGUUCUUUACCAAGUGGAGAUGAAGGAAACCCAGAGGCUACCUUUCACUGGAUUAGAAAUAACAACACUAUAGAACACACAGGAUUCAACUACACGUUCACACCAUCAAAGGAACACAACGGAGAUGAGUACAAGUGUACAGCUGGGAAUCUCUUCACAGACAGAGACGGACAAUCCAGACCUGUGUCUAACACAGUGCGGCUCAAUGUAUACUAUUCUCCACGGGUGACGAUAUCCUCCGAUAAGCACACAAGAGUAGAGCGGGGGAAACAAGUCAUAUUACGCUGUUCCGCUGACAGUAACCCAGCCACCUGUACGUUUGAGUGGACUCGCGGCUCGACACGUGUAGGUGUUGGUCCUGUGUUACAGAUUGCUGCGUUCCGUGACUCUGACCAAGGAGAGUACACGUGUUCAGCGACAACUGUGUCUGCCAGAUAUGGUUCCCUGACAGGCUCAGCAAGUGUUAUUGUCACAGCUCCAGAUUCGUGUUACUGCACAGAUCAGUCAGAGACCAGUGUGGAUUUGGAGUGGAAUUAUGACAGAACCGAAAAAUCAAACGGGUUCUCUGUUGAACAGCGUCUCCCAAAGAACACACGCUGGGAUGUUGUGUCCAUGUUAACUACUCACAGAGAAAACAACACGUUUACUCUACAUGUCGAUCGCUUGCAAUCCAGUUCCUCAUACUUCUUCAAAAUAUUCUCUUCAUCUAGGAAAGACGACAGCGGUUUCUGUUUGACUACUUGCAGGACCCUGCCCUUUUCCAAAUCGUCUUCGUCUGGACUAGGAGUGGGAGUUGCUGUUGGUCUCGUAGUAGGAUUCGUUGUCACCAGUGUCGCUGCUGUGUUGAUUAUUCUCAUCUUACUGAGAAAAGGUGUCCUAGUUAGAUCGGAAUCUAAACGUCAAAAGGAAACGAGCGUUUAUCAAGACAUCACAAUGGACACACUUCAACAGACUUCUGGUUCAGACACUACAAGUAUGCCAAAUGAAUCGACCAACACAUACGACAGUUUACAAUCCCAUGAUGCAACACCUUAUGAAAAACUGAAUGCAUACGGGAAUCUGCCUCCGUCAGGAGAAAUGCUUGAGGACACGACCAAGUAAAGGAAGUAUGUACGUUUACAACACAAAUAAGCGUGUAGGUGUUACUUAGAAACAACAGCAUUUGAUGGCCGAGAGACGUCAACAUUGGAGGACUCUGUAAAGUAUGGUGUGACCUCAACAAAACGGAACACUUGUGGUAGUGAAGUCGAUCAAUGACAAACGUGUUUGUGUUGGAUCUGGUCAGGGGAUGCACCUGCAUAACCAUCCCUGACUUUAUUCCUUCUUCUUCUAUUAGUACGUCAUACUCGUCAUGUUGAUAAGGAAUAUGAACCUUGAAAACUCGAAAGUAUUAUUUUUGUCAUCAUGCAUUGUAGUUUUAUUUGUUUUGUUUACUCCUUCAGUAUGUAUAUAUGUUGUAGGUUUUGAUCCAUUAUCAGAGGAUAUCUCAAAUUCUAGAAACACUUUUCUUUGAGGAAAUAAAAUCGUAUAACGAUUA